Messenger RNA from Amphiprion ocellaris (clown anemonefish), 4016 nucleotides. It is a transcript of the gene ap5s1, whose product is annotated as adaptor related protein complex 5 subunit sigma 1. Bases 100 to 702 code for a protein of 200 amino acids. Gene Ontology annotation, biological process: endosomal transport; double-strand break repair via homologous recombination. The record is from RefSeq and is a predicted model, not a curated record. The transcript has 3 exons. NCBI's taxonomy places the organism in Eukaryota, Metazoa, Chordata, Actinopteri, Pomacentridae. Gene Ontology annotation, cellular component: late endosome; cytosol; lysosome.
GCAACGCGGAAGUGAGUGAGCGACAACGACAUAGCGAAGGAAACGUUAUUCCUGAGAAAUAAGUUUCGUUCUUGGGGGUUUUGGGAGAUUUCUGAGAACAUGGUUCGGUGUUUCCUGAUCCACACCGUGUGCCCCAUCAGCGCUCUGUCUGCCGGGGAGUGUCGGGUGCUGUACUCCCGGGUGUUCGGUCCGGAUGAGACGGUUCUGUCCGAGGAGCUCCAGGAGCUGAACCCGGAGGAGAGGAGGCUGCUGCAGAAGGAGAAGGUGGCUGUGGUGGCGAGGCAGGUCCACAGCGCCGUCACUUUGUCCCGGGAGGCUUCGGGUCGGCAGCUGGUGGAGAUGGUUCCGGGUGAGGAGGUUCUGGCCCUGCAGGACGCCGACAGCGGAGUGGUGAGGCUGAGAGCCGGAGACCCCUUCAACGAGGAGAUGAGCGUCCUGUGGCUCGGCGUCCACAGUCUGGGCUUCGCGAUGGUCUGUGAGCCCCACGAGAACCUGCUGCUGGCCGAGGGAACCCUGAGGAACCUGAGCCGACACUGCCUGGAACAUCUGCACAUGCUGGGGCCCGGCAGCGAGGUCCUCCUGAAGAGCAGCCGGAUCGAUGUUCUGCUCAGCCGCCUGCUUCCUCACGGCCAGCUCCUCUUCCUCAACCACCGCUUUGCCCAGAGUCUGGAGAAGGAGGUAGCAGCUUACAUGGCCAAAUGAACCCAGUUGUCAUUUUCGUUGUGGCCGACUCUACCUGCCUGCAGUCUCACUUCUAGUUUCAGCUCAGUUAUUAGCUAGCCCUAAGUGCCGGCUUUCAAACCAAAACAAACGCCGGCCGCUGUUUACCUUCGGUGACAUUUGUGCGUCAGGUGAAGAGCGGUGGACUACCGGGCUGCUGCUGCUGCUGCUGCUGCACAACGUGUGAACACACAGGGAGGUAAAUAUCUCCCUCAGCCACUCGCUGCAGCUCACUGCUGGCUGUUUACUGUGUGGGAGGCUUCACUUCAAAUCCUGUUUGUCAAAUUGAAGAGUGGGAAGGAAAAUGUGGCAGAUUAAAGAGUGCAGCUGAAGAGGCCAGUUAAGACCCACUUGUCAGCAUCAAAGUCGGCUAUUUAUCUGAUUCACCGUGCUCGAAAUGUCACAGUGUGACCUUGGGAAACCAGACUUGAUGUGUUAUUUUUGUGUUUUUUAAGAAUUCUGGGAGUAUAAAUGAAUCUCAAAGUGCCUUAUUGUGACUUCUAAAGGACCUUCUGAAGAGGAGGAGCGAAGCAGAAUGGAAUUCCUUUUUCUUUUUUUUUUUAUUUUUGCAGUACAAAGUAUGAAUCAUCUCAUAGUUGUAAACAGCAGAAACAGAACAAUCAAAGAUCAAAGUCAGACCUGUUUAACAACCAAAUCUAAGCUCAAAGUUGUCAUAGUUAAGCAAAUAUGACUUUAUUCUACAUAUCUACUGUAAAAAAAAAUUGCUAAAAGUAAACCAAACUAAGUUAAAAACUAAACAUUUCAUGACUGAGAAUGUCUGUGACUCAGCUGCAACCAGACAAAAAUUGAAAUUCAUUUCGGCUGAACUGCAGCCUGUGUAGGUUGAUUUAAGUUUGGAAGCAAAUUAGACAGAUUGGAGAGCAAAAUAGGAUGGACUUCAUCAAUAAAAAUAAAUGCAGCAUGGCUUAAAACUGGAAUACAGAGCAGUAAGUUGCAGGAAGAUACAUUCAGCAUGGUGAAACAUCUCUCUGGAGCUGAUAUGUAGAGUCGUAUGAACACUGCAGACAGCGAAAUUGAACAAUAAACGUCAGACCUGGUUACCAACCAAAUCUAAGCUUAGAAUUGUGAUAUUUAAUAAAAAAAAAUACUUUAUUCUGCACAUAUACUUUAAAUAUUAUCCAAAAGCUAACCAGACUAAGGGAAAAACAAAACAUGUUACAACUGAGAAGCUCAGUGACUCACCUGUGACCAGGCAAAAAAUUGAGAAAUGUUUCGGCUGAAUUGCAGGCUGUGUAGGUUGCCUUAAGUAUGGAAGCAAAUUGGACAGAUUGGAGAGCCAAAUCAGACAAACUUGAUCAAUAAAAACAGAUGCAACGUGGCUUUAAAAUGUAAUACAGAGCAGUAAGUUGUAGGAAGAUACAUUCAUCUUUCUGGAGUUUAUAUUAUAAAGUUGUGUGGAAAAUGCAGAGUUUUUAGAAGCUGGAAAAAUGUGAACAUUCAAAUAUCUAAAGCCUAUGGAGACGCUAUUUUAUUUUCCAGUGUUGGUAAAAGCUGUGGGCACUUUGAAAAUAUAUUGUGACUUCUAAAAGACCUUUCUGAAGAGGAGGAGGGAAGCAGAAUGGGAUUUUGUUUUCUGUUUCUUCACAGUACAAAAUAUGAAUCAUCUCAUAGCAGCGAACAGCAGAAACAGAGCAAUCAAAGUCAGACCUGUUUAACAACCCAAUCUAAGCUCAAAGUUGUCAUAUUUAAUCAAAAAAUAGUCAUAUUAUAGUCAUGUUUAACGUAGCCUAUACAGCCAGCUUCUGCCAACGCUACAUAGUUUGUUUAUUCGCUCCAAAGCAGUUUUUAUGGAAAGAAGUCUAAUUUGCAUUUUAAUUUUUAAGAAGUUUGUUGCAAUGUUUCAAAAGUUUGCUUCCAAUUUGCCUGACAUUUACAUGGAAACGGCUGCUUUUAUGUUCUAAAUGAAGAAAAGGCUUUUCUGUUUUCAUAAACGGCAAAAGUCUCUCAAAUUUUCUCAGAUGUUUAAAGCACUAAAAAGCCUUUUUUAGUGACGUCGUACCUUCUUCACAACUUUAAGCAGUGUGGUAGCAGAGAAUUGGCUGAGAAAUUUUAUCAUUGAUGUUGAGGAAAGUUUUCACUGAACUUUCAAACUCAAAUGCAAUUUACUUUUAAUUAUUAACCACUACUUCAUACCACAAGUUGUCACUGCGCAAUUCAUAUAGGAGAAUAAAUAGCUAGCUUAUAUCAUCUUAUAGAGAGAAACCCAGCCUUGGUUUUGAGUUGUGGCAUCACAGGAGUGUAAAAAGGAGUCAAAAUCAGGAGUGCAACUUGAAAUAAAUGGUCAAAACACAGCAAAUAAAUAAAUAAAUAAAUAAACAUAAAAGAAAAUAGUCCUUGUAAUCUUUGUUAUGGUGCUUCAGAAAAGAAAUAAGUAUAGCGAGACCUUCAGGACGCCAUAAAAACACUCUGCGUUUGAUUUGAUUGCACUGCAGGAUGUGUAGGUCGGUUUAAGUAUUUAAGCAAAUUGGACAGAUUGGAGAGCAAAAUCAGACAAACUUGGUCAAUAAAAAUAGAUGCAGCAUUGCUUAAAAAUGGAGUACAGAGCAGGAAGUUGUAGGAAGAUACAUUCGGCAUGGUGAAACAUCUCUCUGGAGCUGAUAUGUAGAGUCAUGUGGAAAAUUCAGCGUUUUCAGAGGUUGAAAAACUGGAUAUUCAAAUAUUUAGAACAUGUGGAGCCACUAUUAUAUUUUUCAAUGUUGGUAACAGCUGUGGGCACUUGGAAAAUACAUUGUGACUACUAAAAGACCUUACAUUUUGUUUUUUUCCCAGCAGUACAAAGUAUGAAUCAUGCCAUAGCAGCAAACAGCAGAAACAGAGCAAUCAAAGAUCAAAGUCAGACCUGUUUAAUGUCACUCUGAAAUGUCGCGGUUCCUUAGACGUCAAGGACAAUGGAAAAGGCGGAAAAUGACGAGACCUAUUCUAAAACCCGCAUGGGAUGAACGCAGGGAAGCCGGCACGCAAAAUACAGAGCAAAUCAGGAAACGAUGACAAGAACGAGUACAACAGAAACAUCCUGACACGACAGAUAAAAUAUGUAUACCUGUUAUCUUGUGAACAUCUGUUGUGCUUCACAAUCCCACUCCUCCUCCUGGCCUCAUAAAAGCUCCUUAAACCCCAGUUUUUGUGUUGGCAAACGAACCUCCAAACCCGGAGCGGUGAUUUUUUAUUUAUUUUUUGACUUUAAGGGGGAGGGCCGGUUCUGUCUGGAUGCCAGCAUCAGCUGCUUUGAUCUUCUCCUUUUUCUGUAUUAAAAAUAAAACUAAUUUCUACUGUUA